AUGGAAGCUGCUGGGGGGUCCCAACUGGAGCUGAGCCCCAGGGACAGACCGCAGAGGAUGAGCUGUGGGUACAUUCUGUGCACCAUCCUGCUCUCGGUGGCCGUCCUCCUGGCGGUGACGGUCACGGGGGCCAUCCUCUUCAUGAAUCACUACCACACGCCCGUCACCGAGCCCCCCCUGGAAGGGCUGCAGACCUCCCUGCUGCGCGCCGUCACCGACCACGACGCCGAGGCCAAGGCCACCAAGAGCCAGCAGAAGGCCCUGCUGGUCACGGUGGCGGACGAGGUGGCCAAGCUGCUGACGCACGCCGUGCAGCUGCGCGCCGACUGCGAUGGCCUCAAGAAGGGGCAUAACACUAUGGGGCAGGAGCUCAGCGCCCUGCAGAGCGAGCAGGGCAGGCUCAUCCAGCUGCUCUCGGAGAGCCAGACCAACAUGGCUCGGCUGGUGAGCUCCGUCAGCGACGUCCUGGACACGCUGCAGAAGGAGCGCGGCAGCGCCCGGCCCCGGCUCAAGGCCGACCUGCAGCGAGCGCCGGCCAGGGGACCACGGCCCCGGGGCUGCUCCAACGGCUCCCGGCCCCGAGACUGCUUUGACAUCUAUGCGAGCGGACAGCAAGAGGAUGGGAUUUACUCCAUCUUUCCCACGCACUACCCCUCUGGCUUCCAGGUCUACUGCGACAUGACAACCGAUGGGGGCGGCUGGACGGUGAGCUGCUGCCGUGCCGGGGAGCGCCGGGCGACGCCACCGCCAGCUGUGGGCUGUCCCCGCACGGGGAUGUCGGGGGUGGGAGACGUUACUCUCGGGCUGAAGCAGAUCCACGUGCUGACGGUGCAGGGCAGCUACGAGCUCCGCAUUGACCUGGAGGACUUUGACAACAGCACCGCCUUCGCCCACUACGGCAGCUUCGGCGUGGGGCUCUUCUCUGUCGACCCUGAGGAGGACGGGUACCCUGUCUCCAUCGCUGGCUACUCAGGGACGGCAGGGGAGAAGCGCAGCGGCACGCUGGGGAACCUGGCCGAGGAGCUCAACAGCUACAACAGGAAAAAAGGGGGCUUCACCUUCCGCUUCGGGAGAUAA
Molecule: messenger RNA, 1077 nt
Organism: Pygoscelis adeliae (Adelie penguin)
Lineage: Eukaryota; Metazoa; Chordata; Aves; Sphenisciformes; Spheniscidae
Gene: FIBCD1
Product: fibrinogen C domain containing 1
Exons: 7
Coding region: 1-1077 (358 amino acids)
Molecular function (GO): orexigenic neuropeptide QRFP receptor binding
Source: RefSeq, a predicted model, not a curated record